Molecule: messenger RNA, 435 nt
Organism: Auanema sp. JU1783
Lineage: Eukaryota; Metazoa; Nematoda; Chromadorea; Rhabditida; Rhabditidae
Source: the annotation of a GenBank genome assembly
AUGCCCCGCCGCCACUUUGUUUCGGUAACAGGACGAGCGCUUUACGGGUAUUUCCUGAAUGUUAAAUACAAAAUCCUGGAGAAGCAGCGUCGAAUGGAUUUGGAUACUCAGAAAGUGUUGGGCAGCACUCUCUACAAUAAAAUACGAGAGAUCGAAGAUGCACUUCGAAAUCAAAGAGUUCGGAUUCAUCUCGAUCCUUCAUUUGCCUCUCCAGAUGUGACAGAACGCUCGGUCUUCGAAGCACUCCUACUUCGACUGAAGAGGCAAAUCGAUGCGAGCUGUGUACUUGCCGAUCUUUGCUCUCUAGGACCUGCCGCCAAUGCCGAAGAAAGUGCUGCACUAUCUACGGCGGAGAGUGUUCUCGAUCUCCUUGACCAAGCGAUCUCCCCGGUUUCAUCUCUUGAUGGAUCUAAUACGGAGUCUGACUUUGUUUAA